Molecule: messenger RNA, 2539 nt
Organism: Antechinus flavipes (yellow-footed antechinus)
Lineage: Eukaryota; Metazoa; Chordata; Mammalia; Dasyuromorphia; Dasyuridae
Product: zinc finger protein 420-like
Exons: 1
Coding region: 190-1827 (545 amino acids)
Source: RefSeq, a predicted model, not a curated record
AGAAUUGAGAAAAAGCAGUUAUAUGAAAGAGGGGAAGAUUUCAGAAGAGUAAAGUCAAAUGGAGAAACACUGUAAAUAAUCCUAAACAAUUUUCCUAAGGAACAUAGAUUUGGAGAAUAUUUUGAACAUGAGAGAAGUUUAAACAUUUAUCAUCAGGAAAUCCUCUUUCCUCAAAAAAUUAAUUAAGCCAUGAUGACUCACAAGAAUGCCAUUAUAGAGGAUGUCACCAAAAAAUGUAAUGAACUUGAGGCAGAAUCAGUAUUCUUUGUACAUCAUAAAGGAAUAACAAAAGAAAAAGUUCAUGAAUGUGAUAAUUGUGGCAAAAACUUUGAGCAGAAAUCAGCUUUUUUUCUACACCAGAGAAUUCACACUGCAGAGAAACCACACAAAUGUAAUGAAUGUGGGAAAAUUUUCAGUCGAAGCUCAAACUUGAGCGAACAUAAAAAAAUUCAUACUGGAGAAAAACCAUAUAAAUGUAAUAAAUGUUCAAAAGCUUUCAUUUGUAGUUCCCGGCUCAUUCAACAUCAGUUAAUUCACACUGGGGAAAAAACUUAUAAAUGUUAUGAAUGUGGUAAAGCUUUUAGUCUGAAUUCACAACUUAAUAGACAUCAGAAAACUCAUACUGGAGAUAAACCAUUUGAAUGCAAUGAGUGUCAGAAAACAUUUAGCCAGAGAUCACACCUUAUUCAACAUCAAAGAAUUCAUACUGGAGAGAAACCUUAUGGAUGUGAUAAAUGUGGAAAAGCCUUUGGUCAGAAUUCUCAGCUGGUAUUACAUCAGAGGAUUCAUACAGGAGAGAGGCCUCAUGUAUGUAAUGAAUGUGGGAAAGCUUUCAAUCAAAGAUCACUACUUAUUAGACAUCAAAGAAUUCACACUGGAGAGAGACCCUAUAAAUGUGAUGUAUGUGGAGAAACCUUUAUUCAGAACUCACACCUUAUUCUACAUCAGAGAAUUCACACUGGAGAAAGACCCUAUGAAUGUAAGGAAUGUGGGAAAUCAUUCAGUCAAAGUUCAACUCUUGAUCAGCAUCAGAUAGUUCAUACUGGUAUAAAACCAUACAAAUGUAAUGAAUGUGGGAAAGGCUUCAGUUGGAGUUCACGUCUUAUUCAACAUAAGUUAAUACACACUGGAGAGAAACCAUAUAAAUGUAAUAAAUGUUCAAAAGCUUUCAGUUGCAGCUCAGGCCUUAUUUUACAUCAGAGAACACAUACUGGAGAGAAACCCUAUAAAUGUAGUGAGUGUGGAAAAGGCUUCAUUCAGAGUUCACAACUUAUUCAGCAUCAAAGAAUUCAUACUGGAGAAAAACCCUAUGAAUGUGAUGAAUGUGGCAAAGCCUUUGGUCAGAGCUCACAACUUAUUCAACAUCAAAGAAUUCAUACUGGAGAAAAACCUUAUGGGUGUGAUGAAUGUGGGAAGGCGUUUAGUCAAAGCUCACAACUUACUCUACAUCAUAGAAUUCAUACUGGAGAGAAACCUCAUAAAUGUAGUGAAUGUGGAAAAGCUUUUUGUCAGAGCUCACAACUUAGACUACACCAGAGAAUUCAUACUGGAGAGAAACCCCACAAAUGCACUGAAUGUGGGAAAGCUUUCACACAAAGCUCACUUCUUAUUAGGCACCAGAGAGUUCACACUGGUGAGAAACCUUAUGAAUGCCAUGAAUGUGGGAAAGCUUUCAGCCAGAGUUCAACUCUUGUUCAGCAUCAGAUUGUUCAUACAGGAGUGAAGCUUUUCAAAUGUAAUCAAUGUGGAAAAGCUUUUAGUAGGAGUUCUUACCUUAUUCUACAUCAGAGAAUCCACAGUGAUGAGAAAUCUACCCAAAUUAAUUAAUAUGAAAAUUUUCUGGUACUUUUAAGCUAUAUAAAGUUGCCUGGAAAAAAAAAAAAACUGAAUGUGAUAAGUACAGGAAAGCCACAGAUUGGAACUCAUACCUUAAACUACAUUAGACUAGUAUUUGAGAAAAAACUAUAAAUGUAACACAUAAGAAAAAGCCUGCACUUUUAGUAGCCUUCAUUUAAUUUAUAUCACAAUAGUCAUAUUGACAAAAAAAUCAAUAAGAGUUUUGUAAUGGUUUUUACCAAUAUCUCAUUUUUCAUCCUCACAGCUUUUGGUGGUAGUUCCUCAUCUUGUUUCAACCUGUGAAUGAAAAAGAAUCUCGCCACACUAUCCUUAUCAAAUAGUUAUUUAAAUUCUGCUUGAAGACCUCCACUGAUAGGAAUUCUUCUUCCUCCUGAGGCAGCUUAUUAUCCUGUUAAACUACAAUUUGUAAAGAAAUUUUUUCUUAUGUUGUGCUGAAAUCUGCAACUUUAACCAUUGUCUCUGGUUCUGCUUUAGUGCCAAAUAACAAAUUUAGUCCUUUUCCUCAUUUUUACCCUUUAUGAUACUUCAUGUCUUCCUUAAAGUUUUAUUUUCUCCAGACUAGUGUUUCUUAAAAUGUGAUCCAUAGCCUCUUUUCAGAAGUUCCUCAAAGUCAAAACUAUUUUCACAAUUGUAAUGUUUAAUUUUUAAUAUGGUAAAUAAACAAAUCAGUAUGGUAAAUAAA